Debaryomyces tyrocola is the source of this 2202-nucleotide messenger RNA. The record is from the annotation of a GenBank genome assembly. NCBI's taxonomy places the organism in Eukaryota, Fungi, Ascomycota, Pichiomycetes, Serinales, Debaryomycetaceae.
AUGGGCACUAAUAAUAAGGAAAAACAUAAUGAAAAAUUAUUAAACGAAGAAGAUGACUUAAUUAAUAAUAUACUUCCAUCGUAUCAUAUGCACCAAUCUACCAUUUCGAAGAAUUUAACACCUACAAAUGAAAACUUUCGUGUAGAUCCACCCAUGUAUGAGAUGACACCAGUCAAUUCUUUGUCAACUACUCCAUCUGUGGGUAUGUCGGCCAUACAGUCACCAACUUCAAAUUUAUCAGUCGAUGAAUUUCCGUUUCCAAACCAGGAAAUUGACCUGGGACUUGAAGGGGGACCGAACAUCUGGGAGAAUACUAUAUUAGCAAAUGUUCAUAAAUUACCUAAUUUGAAUAGGUCGGAUAAUAAAAUUUGUCAAGAUUUGGAGAUCGACAUGAAGGUGACAGAAAAAGUAUGUCAGAAAGGAGUCAAGCCAACCAUUAUAGAUCCUCUGAAAUACGAAUUUAAGCAGGGUGAUUAUAUCCAUGGUUACGUUACCAUGAAAAAUAAGUCGCCGGUGCCCAUACUGUUUGAUAUGGUAUAUGUUGUAUUUGAAGGUACGCUAGUCGUGCUUGAGAAUAAUCGGGGAUUAAUGGACGUUAAGAAGCCUUCCAAAGUUCACAAGUUUUUGAAUAUGCUAGAUUUAUUUGCAUCGUGGUCGUAUGCCAAUAUCGCUAGAUUGGCAACUGAUGAUGGAGAUCCUCAUGAUUGGUGUCAUGGAGAAACAGACCCUUAUGAUAAUACCGUUUUAUCUAUCGAUGUUAAACGUUUUUUCCAACCCAAUGUUACAUACAAAAGAUUUUUCACAUUCAAGAUUCCAGAAAAAUUACUAGAUAACACAUGCGAAGAACAUACGUUUUCCAUCCAUACAGAAAUACCUCCUAGCAUAGGAAUUUCAAGAACUUCAACCACACCAUCGUCAUUAUUAGUUAACAACAAUGGGCAAAUCAAAGAUUUUUCCAUAUUGGACACUUCUAUAAGCUAUAGUGUUAAUGCGAGGGUUAUCGGGAAAGCAUCAGACUAUAAGCACUCGUUGGAUCGGGAUCAGUAUGUAGUUGCUAAAGAAGCCACAUGUAACAUUCGGGUAAUUCCACAAAGUAGCAUGAAUUACAUUCAUUACACCAAUUCAAGAAACCAAGGAAAUAUUCUUUACUACAAGGCAUUUGUUGAUUCGAUUAAGAGCAAAAUAGAAUAUGGAAAUGCUUUACUAAAUUUGCCAAGCGAGCAACGAGAUACACCAGACAUUUCACCCCUGGUAUCUAGAGAUGGAUCUUUCGUAAAACUAAGACAAUUAUAUACUAUGGCUGAUCAUGAAAUAAAGCGAGAAUUAAGGCCCUCUACAAAGCAAUUUCUGGAUGAAAUCUACCAAUGCCUUGCUCCGUUCAAAAGGAAAUCAUUGACUGGUUCAUCGAAAACUUUGGGAGUCAUCUCCUUAUCCACGCCUAAAGAGGAUUAUAGAACAUUAUAUAUACCUCCAGUGAAAUUUAGAAAGCCAAAUGAACUAUAUGAUAAUACCAAAUUGACGAUACCAUUAGAUAUUUCAUACUUUCACACAAAAUCAUCAUCUGGUAAGGAGGUCCAGCUUCCGGAAGUCAAAUAUUUGAAAGUUGAAUUAGUGACUCUUACGAUGAGAUCACUGAAGUACCCUAUUCCUUUAGAAUUCACUCACGAAAUGUGUUUUAAAGAGCAAGAAAUAUAUGAUAAAAAACAAGAACCUGAAAAUUUCGAUUCUAUAUUAAUAAAACAGUUCCAGUCAUAUUUAUUUAAGUUGAAAACUUUACUCACUACUUUGGGAAGCACUAUAUUCAAAGUAGAGACUCUGCUAAUGAAAGAUAUAAAGUCUCUUGCCACCUUAUCCACAAAAUACAUUAAUUUGCAGAUUCCAAAAUACCAACUCACUAUGAAAUCACCUAAAAGCCAUAGUUCGCAUAAUUCCAUAGCCACUAUCCCUUGGGAGCAAGUGAAAUCUACACAUGACGACUAUUCUCUAUAUUCUAAAACUUUUGACCUCCAUAUUGAUUUGAAGGAUUGUCAAAUGAAAGGUCCAACAUUACAUCCACCACCCGGAACCAGCUUGGAUCAUUUAACGUUAGUACCAACCUUUCAAACUUGUUUCAUGUCGAGAUUGUAUUACUUGAAAAUAGGUAUCAAAAUAAAUACUGGCGAGUUAUUAACAGUUAAUGUGCCAAUGCAUAUAGAAAACUGA